AUGGCGAUGGCGGAGAAGUUCGACUCGCUGGAGGAGCACCUGGAGAAGUUCGUGGAGAACAUCCGCCAGCUCGGCAUCAUCGUCAGCGACUUCCAGCCCAGCAGCCAGGCGGGCCUCAACCAGAAGCUCAAUUUUAUGGUGACGGGCUUGCAGGACAUCGACAAGUGCCGGCAGCAGCUGCAUGACAUCAGCGUGCCCUUGGAGGUGUUCGAAUAUAUAGAUCAAGGUCGUAAUCCUCAGCUUUAUACUAAGGAGUGUCUGGAGCGAGCUUUGGCUAAGAAUGAGCAAGUAAAAGGAAAAAUUGACACAAUGAAGAAAUUUAAAAGUCUGUUAAUUCAGGAGCUAACCAAGGUGUUCCCUGAAGAUAUGGCCAAGUACAAAGCUAUUCGAGGUGAAGAUCCUCCUCCUUAGGUUGGCCUUCAGUAGCUCUAAAAAUGUGAAUUCUAUGAAUUGAUGCUUACCUCUCUUUUUAUAAAAAACUUUGUUUGGAGGGAGGGUGAAAACAAGCAUUCAAAACAACUGUACUAAAAGAUACGGCAGUGGUAGACUGGAAAGGAACUUGAUGAUUGCUGAUGGUUCUGCUUUGAAGCUACUGAAUCUUUGUGCAAGCUUGUGUUCAAAGGUUGCAGUUGAACCUCCCUGUGACACCUGCAGUCAAUUAUAUUCCACAAAGUGCAUUUCCAGAGCAGAAAAAUACAUUAUUUUGGUUUCUGAUAAAUGUGCUCCAGGACUACGAAUUUUCAUUUGUAAACUGCUUUUUGUAUUGGUUUGUUUUUUUUUUUAAAAAGGACUGCUUCCAUUUUGUAAAAUUUCACUGAAAUGGAAUCCAUCAAGGCAGCUGCCGUUUUCAUAGUUCUUAAGAAACUGUAGCCAAGAAGACAUUUUUGUUCUGUUUGCUGCUACUGAGGAUCUAGAAACUGAGCACAUUCAGGGACUGGCUCCUCAACAAUGUUUAUUUUGUGUAAUAAUAUUUAAUGUAGACACUUUUAAUUC
This is a messenger RNA of Nothoprocta perdicaria, 993 nucleotides long. RefSeq names its product mediator complex subunit 10 (gene MED10). The record is from RefSeq and is a predicted model, not a curated record. The transcript has 4 exons. NCBI's taxonomy places the organism in Eukaryota, Metazoa, Chordata, Aves, Tinamiformes, Tinamidae. Gene Ontology annotation, cellular component: chromatin; mediator complex. Gene Ontology annotation, molecular function: transcription coregulator activity. Bases 1 to 411 code for a protein of 136 amino acids. Gene Ontology annotation, biological process: positive regulation of transcription by RNA polymerase II.